Carya illinoinensis is the source of this 4221-nucleotide messenger RNA. Its product is annotated as disease resistance protein RPV1-like. The record is from RefSeq and is a predicted model, not a curated record. Gene Ontology annotation, molecular function: protein binding; ADP binding. The coding region runs from base 322 to 4029 and encodes 1235 amino acids. Lineage: Eukaryota; Viridiplantae; Streptophyta; Magnoliopsida; Fagales; Juglandaceae. Gene Ontology annotation, biological process: defense response; signal transduction. The transcript is spliced from 8 exons.
GCAUUCCAUAACAGAGAGUUGAUGCUGCAUCUUCCUGGAAAUUUCCAUCUCAAGUCGACCAGUACUAGUACUCCAUGGCUAGCUUCUGUGUAUACAUACAGAUCACCUCAUCAUCUCUUCAGUGUUCUUCUCAUUGUCUAAUCCCGCAAAUUACCAAUAUUCCCACCUUCCACAAUUAAGCUUCUAAAUCUCUCGCAUUGCAUUCAUGGCCACUCAAAGACCCUCUUCAUCUACGAAUUCUGAAGAUACUAAGAAAAGAGGAGACAAUUCAUCUUGUUCGGAAGAAGAUGAAAAAAUCAUAACCUCUUCCUUUCUUCCUCGAUGCCUAGAUCGAAACAUGAUGUUUUCCUUAGUUUCUGUGGUAAAGACACUGGUAGGAGUUUUACGGAUCAUCUCUAUUUUGAUUUAAAACGGAAAGGUAUUCUCGUCUUUAGGGAUGACGAAUCACUAGAGCGAGGAAAAUGCAUUUCUCAAGAGCUUCUGCAAGCAAUUCAAGAAUCCCGAUACGCCAUCGUCAUUUUUUCAGCAAAUUAUGCUUCUUCCAAAUGGUGCCUCAGGGAACUUGCCAAGAUCGUUGAAUGGGAGGAAAAGAAGAAUCUCACAAUUAUUCCUAUUUUCUACCAUGUGGAUCCUUCAGACGUAAGAAAUCGAAAAAGGACUUUUGCAGAAGCUUUCGCUGCACAUGAAAAAGAUCCCAAGGUAGACAUCGAAGAGAUUGAUACGUGGAGAAAAGCUUGCACAAAAGUCGGCAAUAUUUCCGGAGAGCACAUAAAUGGGGACAGGUACGAAACAGAAAUUAUACAAGAAAUCAGUGGUAAUAUAUCUCGUGAGUUGAUCAAUUCUAGAUCCUCACUUCAUGAUAACAAGAAAUUUGUUGGAAUAGAUUCCCGUGUAGAGGAAAUGAUGAACUUAUUGCAUAUGGAAUCGAAUGAUGUUCGCUUCGUAGGAAUUCAUGGGAUGGGUGGCGUUGGUAAGACAACGCUGGCCAAAAUAAUUUAUGAUAGAGUUUCUUCUAAUUGUCAAUUUGAAGGAAGAACCAUUAUUUCUUUCAAUGGAGAAAAAUCUACAGCUCGUGAUCUAGCUUCUUUACAAACGCAACUUCUUUCUGGGAUCAUGCAAGAACGUAUAGAAGUAUCGGAUCCUCACAAAGGAAUUGAGAUGAUAAGAAGCAGGAUGCAGAAUAAAAAAGUUUUUAUCGUCCUUGAUAAUGUGGAUAGUGACGAGCAACUAGAGGCAUUAGCAGGGGAUCAUAAUUGGUUUGGUCCACGGAGUAGGGUAAUUAUAACAUGCAGAGAUAGUCAUCUGUUCAAAAUAAAUAAAGUGAAUGAUAUGUGUGCGGUUCAGCUGCUUCAACCCGCCGAUGCUUUGGAGCUCUUUAGUUUGUCAGCCUUCGACGAAACCCAUCCUCCAGAGGAUUACAAGGAUCUAUCUAUGGCUUUUGUGGAGUAUGCUGGAGGCCUUCCUUUAGCUCUUAAAGUUUUGGGUCGCUCCUUAUGUAAGAAAGCAAUAGAGAUAUGGGAAGAUGCUAGGGAUCAUCUAAAAGGAAAUCCUCCAAAAGAAAUUUCUGAGAUACUUCAAAUAAGUUUUGAUGGGCUGGGGGAAUCGCAGGAAAAAUUGUUUUUGGAUGUGGCAUGUUUUUCUGGUCAAUGGAUAGAUGUAAAUUUUAGGAAAAUAUAUUCGGCCGACGUCAUUGAGGUUCUCAUCGAUAAGUCCCUCGUAAGCACAUCAAAAGAUGACGUAUACUUUAAAGAAAGGUUGACCAUGCAUGAUUUGCUAAAAGAAAUGGGUCAGCAAAUAGUUCGCCGCGAAUGUCCUCAAGAACCUGGACGACGUAGUAGGCUGUUUCAUCAUGAAGAUGUCUUUCACGUACUGAAGAAUAAUACUGGAACCGAUGCAAUUGAAGGCAUAGUCAUGGACCUCCUGUUGGGUGGUAUUCUUGGAGCAAAUCAUAGCGAAAUAAUUAAUGCCGAAGCAUUCUCAAAGAUGAGAAAUUUGAGAUUACUUUAUUUCUGUGAUUUUGGAUAUAUAAAAUGGUCUGGAAAUCCUUUAGAAUACAUGCCAAGCGAUAAGUUUCAGUUCCUACGAUGGUCUAAAUAUCCUUCGAAAUCCUGGCCGAGCAGUUUCCAACCAAAAAAUCUUGUUGUACUAGAGAUGCCUAAUAGCUGCAUCGAACAACUAUGGAUGGAGUCGAUGGUUUUACCCAAUUUGAAAGAAUUAAAUCUCAGAAAUUGUGAGAACUUGAUUGAAAUGCCAAAUUUGACAAAAGCCCCAAAACUUGAGAAAAUAAACUUUUCAAAAUGUAAAAAAUUGUCUGAGGUCCACCCAUCCAUCAAAGUGCUCAAACAACUACAAGAAUUAAGAAUGUCUUGCACACGAAUCAAACAACUAUGGACAGAGUUGAUGGUUUUACCCAAUUUGAAGGAAUUAGAUUUGAGUCAUUGUAAAAACUUGAUUGAAAUACCAGAUUUGAGCGGAGCUUCAAAUCUUGAGAAAGUAAACUUUUCAGAUUGUAACAGCUUGUGUAAAUUCCACCCAUCCAUCAAAAAGCUCAAACGACUACAAAAAUUAAAUAUGUCUAGCAGCCGAAUCAAACAACUAUGGAAUGGAUCGAUGGUUUUUGACAAUUUGAAGGAAUUAGAUCUGAGUUGUUGUAAGAACUUGAUUGAAACACCAGAUUUGAGUGGAUUCCCAAAUCUUGAGAAACUAGACUUUUCAUAUUGUAUAAGCUUGUGUAAGGUCCACCCAUCCAUCAAAAAGCUCAAACGAUUACAAGAAUUAAAAAUGUCUGGCACCCGAAUCAAACAACUAUGGAAGGGGUUGGUGGUUUUUGACAAUUUGAAAGAAUUAGAUCUGAGUUGUUGUGAGAACUUGAUUGAAACAUCAGAUUUGAGUAGAUUCCCAAAUCUUGAGAAACUAGACUUUUCAUAUUGUAGAAGUUUGUGUAAGGUCCACCCAUCCAUCGUAGAUCUCAAAGGACUAAAAAUUUUGAGUUUAAACAAAUGUCUUACAAGACUACUAAUUCUAGACAAGUCCUGCUUACCAUCACCGUUUAUGAGUUUCUCAGGCCUUCGCGAAUUAUAUUUAAGAGGUUGCAAUAACAUUUCAAUUUUUCCGAGUGUUAUUUGUAGUUUGUCAUCUCUUGAAAGUCUCCAUUUGGUUGGUUGGUCAAGACUAGAGAAAUUUCCAGACCUGAAUAGGUUGGAAUGCUUGAAGGAAUUUGAGGCAUACGGAACUGCUAUAACACAAAUGCCACCAGUCAAUCUAAUCCCCAAGAACAUCCGUUCCUUAAAGAUCGAAGGACGAAAGAGGAUGCCACGUAAAUCAAGAGAUCAUUUAGCCUGCCUUUUGCCGAAACAAAGCUCAUAUCCCACCAAUCGUGAUACCGGAUCACCUGUGGAAUAUGAGAUGGAAGAAAUGCAUACCGGAUCACCUGUGGAAUAUGAGAUGGAAGAAAUGCUUGACGUAGAAGCACUGCAAAUUUCUUUCGGCAGUUCGCUGUUGAUAGAAGGGUGGUCGUUGGGAUCUAGAAUCCCGGCGUGGGUCCACAAUAAAAGUACUGGCUCCUCUUUACAGAUAGAGUUGGAUGGUAAUACGACGUCGGUGAUAGGUUGUGCUAUCUUUAUAGUUUUUGAUUGUCAUCAAUUCCAUUCCCCUGAAGCUACUUCAAUUCCUCGGCUAUUCAACGUAACUUCAUAUGUGACUUUUAGCUUUUGUUGUGAGAGAGAUGAUGGUUCUUUAGAACAUUUUUUUCCCAAAUUCAGUCUCUCUCUCGUUAAGCCAAGUGUAUGCUGGGCAUAUGCACGUACUCCUCGGCUUUUCAAAUGCUUGAAAUCGAAUAGUUCGGAUAAUCAGAGCUUCAUUAAGAUUUCAAUUAAAGAGAUUUCUCCUCAAACUCCUGUAGAAGUGAAAGAAUGGGGGAUACAUUUAGUAUGUCCGGACGAUAUUGGUCUUGGUUUGGGAUCAGAUUUAGAUUCCUAUCGUCAAUUUUAUUCAGCAUGGAAAUGCGGUAUGACGAGAAAUGAAGAUUAGAUUCAUCCGGAGUACCCCUUUAAAGCUUAGUCCUUUUGAGUAAUGGCUUGGCAUUGUUUAUUUUGGGAAUAGAAUAUUAUCACCAUUUUGUAUCUGAAACCUCUCAAUUCCAUUGACGAUGUCGAGGUGAUCAUGGAAUCUCAUAUUGAUUAAGGGAAUGCAGUCAACCACCCGAGCUUUCCUUCUUUGUCA